AUGUUAGGAGCUGGAUUUCAGUUGACGAGAGGACGACACGGCGAGGACCCUUUUUACAGUUCGGCCAAAGCUCGUAGAGCCAACCAGCGCAUCGAUCAGCUGCGGAGAGCUCAGAGCGACGUCUCUAAUGGCCGAUCAGCUAAUUCCAAGGAAUGCGAGAACGAGUCCGCUUCGCAAAAAGUCGCUCCUUGCCUUGCUGCUUCUGAGCCGUCCGCUUCGUCGUCGAGUAAUCUCGAACGCUUUUUAGAGUCGGUCACGCCUUCCGUGCCGGCCCAGUAUUUAUCUAAGACAUCGCUACGAGAAAGAAGGGCUGAUGAUGAUGAUGAUAAACUUGUGCCUUACUUUGUGCUUGGAGAUAUUUGGGAGUCGUUUGCAGAGUGGAGCGCCUACGGCACAGGAGUGCCUCUGGUUUUGGAUAACAACAAGGACCGUGUUAUCCAAUACUAUGUGCCCUCCUUGUCAGGCAUUCAAAUCUAUGCUGAUACUCUUGCGUUAAGUGCGUCUCUUAAAGCAAGACGGCCAGGUGAUGGUAGCGACAGCGACUUCCGGGAUUCAAGUAGCGAUGCCAGCACCGAUAGUGAGUCUGAACGGGUUACUGCUAGAGUAGAGCAUAUCUCGUUGAGAGAGGAACAUCAGGAAGACUCAUCGAGUGAUGAUGGUGAACCUUUGAGCUCUCAAGGUCGUUUGAUAUUUGAGUAUCUUGAAAGAGACCUUCCCUACAUCCGUGAACCUUUGGCUGAUAAGGUCUCUGACCUUGCUGAACGGUUUCCCGAGCUGAAGACGCUAAGAAGCUGUGACUUGCUUCCUUCGAGCUGGUUUUCUGUGGCAUGGUACCCAAUUUACAGAAUACCCACAGGACCUACACUUAAGGACCUGGAUGCUUGUUUCUUGACGUACCAUUCCCUUCACACACCGUUUAGAGGUGAAGGAGGUGGUGCACAAGCAAUGAGCCUUGUGGACGGAAGGGAGAGUGCGAAGAUGUCAAUACCUGUAUUUGGGCUGGCUUCAUACAAGUUCAGAGGUUGUGUAUGGACAGCCAAUGAGGGCUCUGAGAACCCAUUAGUGAACUCCCUCUUCCAAGCUGCUGACAAGUGGCUGCGUUCAUGUCAUUUCCUCUUCGCCGCUGUGUUUAUCGUCUCUUUGAAAUUCCGUUUGAUUCGAGCUCGACAGAGACAGAGAUUGGAAAUCACAGAAAUGGCGGAAUCAAAGGUUGUAGUUCCGGAAUCGUUGCUGAAGAAGAGAAAGAGAGAGGAGGAAUGGGCUUUGGAGAAGAAGCAGAAUGCCGAAGCUGCGAAGAAGAAGAACGCUGAGAACAGGAAGCUUAUCUACAAGAGAGCCCAGCAGUACGAGAAGGAGUACUCCGACCAGGAGAAGGAGUUGAUCUCUUUGAAGCGUGAGGCUAAGCUGAAAGGAGGUUUCUAUGUUGAUCCUGAAGCUAAGCUCUUGUUCAUCAUCCGUAUCCGUGGUAUCAAUGCCAUUGACCCAAAGACCAAGAAGAUUCUUCAGCUCUUGCGUCUGAGACAGAUUUUCAAUGGAGUGUUCUUGAAGGUCAACAAGGCUACAAUGAACAUGCUUCGCCGUGUUGAGCCCUACGUGACUUACGGAUUCCCUAACUUGAAGAGUGUUAAGGAAUUGAUCUACAAAAGAGGAUACGGAAAGCUAAACCACCAGAGGAUUGCUUUGACUGACAACUCCAUCGUUGAGCAGGCUCUUGGCAAGCAUGGGAUCAUCUGCACUGAGGAUUUGAUCCACGAGAUCUUAACAGUGGGACCUCAUUUCAAGGAGGCCAACAACUUCCUGUGGCCGUUCCAGCUCAAGGCACCACUCGGUGGCCUCAAGAAGAAGAGAAAUCACUACGUUGAAGGUGGUGAUGCCGGAAACCGUGAGAACUUCAUCAACGAGCUUAUCAGGAGGAUGAAUUAG
This is a messenger RNA of Microthlaspi erraticum, 1923 nucleotides long. The record is from the annotation of a GenBank genome assembly. Lineage: Eukaryota; Viridiplantae; Streptophyta; Magnoliopsida; Brassicales; Brassicaceae.